Somion occarium is the source of this 491-nucleotide messenger RNA. The record is from the annotation of a GenBank genome assembly. Lineage: Eukaryota; Fungi; Basidiomycota; Agaricomycetes; Polyporales; Cerrenaceae.
AUCGUCGCUCACAGACAACCACCACUACGCCCACCAUGCUCUCAGCACUCAUUAACAAGCCCAACCACGUCCCUGAAUUGCAGCGCAAGGUUCAGGCUGCGUUCCCUCAUGAGCCUGUCUACUACGCUAAGCCUCAUGGCAAGCUCUACGUUCGCACGUACUAUGGUUUCUUCGCUGCCGGCGUGCUUGGGGUUCUCUACGGCUCUUACUCGCUCCUCUUCACCAAGCCCAAAAGGGGCGGCGAGUAAUUGAACUGCAGCCAAUAGACCGCAAUGAAUAUUCUCUUUUGCUAUGUUGUGCAUCUUGCGUGAACCAUUGAGUCUUUAACACGAACUGGUUCGAGAAUCUGGAGAUGAGGCGAACAAGUCAUGUCGGAAUGUGUCGGGAGGGAGUUUAUUGCUCUAGAUGACCACAGUUACAAUUCAAUGUUGUCCUCCCUCUCUCUUGUUGGUUCAUAAGUUAGACAGACAGAACACGAAACACUGUAACAC